This is a messenger RNA of Pseudopipra pipra, 1536 nucleotides long. RefSeq names its product thymocyte expressed, positive selection associated 1 (gene TESPA1). The record is from RefSeq and is a predicted model, not a curated record. Gene Ontology annotation, molecular function: signaling receptor binding. NCBI's taxonomy places the organism in Eukaryota, Metazoa, Chordata, Aves, Passeriformes, Pipridae. The coding region runs from base 426 to 1493 and encodes 355 amino acids. The transcript is spliced from 6 exons.
UGUCCCCCCCAGGGAGCCCCGCAGCCCCCCGGCCAUGGAGGGACCCUCAGUGCUGAGCCCCCCAGGGCCCCCCCGUGGGAGAAGCGCCGCGCGUGGGUCCGGCAGAGCCGGGGCUGGGGGGUCCCCCCGACCCCCCCCCCGGCACCAGGAGGAGGAGGAGGAGGAGGGGGCGGCCACACCCCCGUGGGACCCCCCGGAGCCGCCCCCGCCCCUGGACAGCGCCGUCCGCGAAGGGUGGGGGAGCAGCGGCGAGGACGAGCUGGCCCGGGGGGCUGAAGCUCUUCCGCUCCGGGGGAGCCCCGAGGCCGCGGGCAGGUGAGAUUUGGGGGGCCCGGGGGGGGCCGUCCCCGCGUGUGUCACCGUCAGUGUCCCCUCCCCGCCCUCAGGCCCCGCGGGACGAGCUCCCGACGAGGGGGGGGCACAGCAUGGCCGCCAGUGCCCCCCCCGGCGCCCCCCCCCGCCUCGCCACCACCACCGGCUCCAGCGUGUCGGAGGUGCUGCGCUGGUGGCAGUCGGACGCCGAGGAGAUCCUCUACAACCUGGGCUUCGUGGGGGGAGACCCCCCGGGGGUCGCGUCCCGGGUCCCCCCCCGCUUCUUCUCCCGCCCCCUCCCGCGCCGCGGCAUCGACUUCCAGCUCUUCCUGCGCUCCCAAGUGCGGCGGAUGGAGACGGAGGAUCCCUGCCUGCUCCUGGCCAGUCGCUUCCAGCAGCUCCAGGCUCUCGCCGCCACGGCCGACGCCUUUUUCUGCCUCUACUCGCACGUGUCGCGGACCCCCCCUGCAGCGCAUCGCCCCCCCGGCCCUAUCGCGACAUGGCCGGCACCGCCCCCCGGCCCUAUCGCGACAUGGCCGGCACCGCCCCCCGGCCCCUAUCGCGACACCCCCGGCACCGCCCCCCGGCCCUAUCGCGACAUGCCCCCCCCCCCGCGGGGGGCGGUUCAAGCGGGCGGUGUCCUCGCUGUGCCUCCACACGACCCCCCCGGGGGGGGACGGGGACACCCCUCGGGGGUCCCGCCCGGGCCCCCCCACACCCCCCCCAGCGCCCCGGGGGUCUUGGGGGGCCCGGGGGGGGGCUCGGGAGGAGCCGGGGGGGGUCUCCGGGGGGGGGUCGGAGGGACGGGGACACGGGGGGGGUCUCCGGGGGGGGUCGGAGGGACGGGGACACGGGGGGGGUCCCCGGGGGGGGGUCGGAGGCCGGGGACACGGUUCCAGCCCUGGGGGUCCCCGCGUGUCCCCGUCAGGGCGGUGCGGACCCCGCGGGGGGCUGCGGGGGGCGGGGGGGGCUGUCCCCGAGGCCCCCCCCCCUGGGGACAGCGUGGGGACACUCGGAGGGGUCCCCUCCCCACGGGUGGGGGAGCGGGGACACCCCCGGGGCCGGGGGAGCAGCGCGGGGGGGCACGAGGGACCCCCGGGCGGGCCCCCCCCCGGGCCGGUGUCACCCUGUCCCCAACCCGGGGGAGGGCGGCGUGUCCCGGGUGUCCCCUCGGGGGGUGACCCCGCGGCCCCCCCGGGCUCGGACACCCCAAAAUCCGGCGGG